UUUUGACGUGCCGCAUUCCGGCUGAAUAGGUGCAUGUGGCUUUCGGAACAGGGAAUCGUACACGAAUUGGCCAAAUGCUCUCUGCAUUGUGUGAUAGGUAAUGGUCGCCUUAUCGAUAGGAGAGAUUUUGCCGGAACGUUGCUCAACGUCACCAAGCCAUAGUAACUCGCAGAUUCAUAGUCGCUCACAUUCACAUUGUAAAAUCGAGCUAACUCUUAGCAACAACACACAUAUUGUCAUAUUUUCUUCUACCCAUUCUCCUCCUCCAACUCUCAACAACUACCCACAACCUAACAGCGAUACCCACGCUCCUCGCUCUAUCAAAAUCCUCCUUCUUCCCAUCCGCCUCCUACCCCUGUCCACAUCAACUCUAUCCACAUCUACCCCAUCCAUGCCCACAUCUAACGUCUACUUGCUCCAACUUCCAUCCAGCGAAUUACUUAUAGGGAGAUGGUAACAUCAAUCGCAAGACACGCAAGGAAAACGGCCAAGCCCGGGCCUUUGCUUCUAGAAUGUACAGAAAAAAAAAAAAGAAAAAAAAAAGAAAACAAGAGUAUGAGUCCAAUAUGUCCAAACAGAGAUAUCGACGCCAAGUUAUGCGGUGAGGCCAAGAUAACGGACACAGAUCUAGGCGCCCAGGUUAACUCAAGUCGAAAUUGCGAUGCGUAGUGCUUUUUUCAAAGGAACCAGCGCUUCCGGCGGUACAA
Messenger RNA from Trichoderma asperellum CBS 433.97, 707 nucleotides. The record is from RefSeq and is a predicted model, not a curated record. Lineage: Eukaryota; Fungi; Ascomycota; Sordariomycetes; Hypocreales; Hypocreaceae.